GACGCUGAUGCUGGGGGACCCGCACAGUGAUGGAGCGGCGACGACGCUGAAAAGGAUGCAAUAAACACCCUUGUCGAUCCGUGAAGGGGCUUUUCUUACAGACUCUGUGUUACAGAACCUCGGGAGAUGUAUGGCAGUGCGCGCGCCGUCAGCCACAUCGAGGGCAGCCCUGCUCGCUCCCCACGGCUGCCCCGCUCUCCUCGGUUGGGCCACCGUCGAGCCAACAGUGGCAGUUCGGGCAGCAAGACCUUAUCCAUGGAAAACAUCCAGUCCCUCAAUGCUGCCUACGCAACAUCUGGCCCAAUGUACUUGAGCGACCAUGAAGGCGUCGGAUCCACGGCUACUUACCCUAAAGGCACCCUGACGCUCGGUCGGGCCACGAGUCGAGCGAUGUACGGCGGUCGGGUUACGGCCAUGGGCAGCACCCCUAAUAUCGCAAUGGUGGGACUCCCGCACGCCGACCUGCUGUCUUAUGGAGAUCUGGGCUCACUGUCUAUGCUCCACCACCAGGGGACGCCAUCGGCCCUGCUGCGACAGGCGGUCAGGGGCAGUGGAGGUGAACUUUUGGAGCUCCAAGCGCAGAUGCGGGACAUGCAGAGGGAAAAUGAGCUACUACGGAGGGAGCUGGACCUGAAGGACAGCAAGCUGGGCUCUUCCACCAAUAGCAUCAAGAGCUUCUGGAGCCCCGAGCUGAAGAAAGAACGCGUGAUGAGGAAAGAGGAGGCAGCUCGCACGUCAAUUCUCAAAGAACAGAUGCGAGUGACCCACGAGGAGAAUCAGCACCUGUUGGACGCCAGGAGAACAAAGCACCUCCAGUUGACCAUCCAGGCCCUACAGGAUGAGUUGAGGACUCAACGUGAUCUCAACCAUCUUCUCCAGCAUCAGGGCGGGUCGCGGGUCAGUGUUGGUGAGCACUUCACCACCAUCGAGCUAACCGAGGAGAACUUCCGUCGACUCCAAGCCGAACACGACCGUCAGGCCAAAGAGCUCUUCCUCUUGAGGAAGACACUGGAAGAGAUGGAGCUGAGGAUUGAGACGCAGAAACAGACGCUAGGAGCCAGAGACGAGUCCAUAAAGAAGCUGUUGGAGAUGCUGCAGAGUAAAGGACUUCCCCCAGCCUCAGGAAGAGCGUCAGAUGAGGAAGAGCAAGAGCGAGCCAGGCGUAUCGCAGAGGCUGAAGCACAGCUGGGACACCUGGAGGUGAUAUUAAACCAGAAGGAGAAGGAAAACAUCCACCUGAGAGAGGAGCUUCAUCGGAGAAACCAGCUUCACCCAGACCCUGGAAAAACUAAAGCUCUUCAGACUAUCAUAGAGAUGAAGGACACCAAAAUCGCAUCCCUGGAACGCAACAUUCGAGACCUGGAGGAUGAGAUACAGAUGUUAAAGGCGAAUGGAUUGCUGAACACGGAGGAUCGAGAGGAGGAGAUCAAACAGAUGGAGGUCUACAAAAACCACUCCAAGUUCAUGAAGACAAAGAUUGACCAGCUCAAGCAGGAGCUCUCAAAAAAAGAGUCUGAGCUUUUAGCUCUGCAAACAAAACUGGAAACUCUAAAUAAUCAGAAUUCAGACUGCAAACAGCAUAUUGAAGUGCUCAAAGAGUCCCUCACUGCCAAAGAGCAACGCGCUGCCAUCCUACAAACAGAGGUGGACGCUCUUAGAUUGCGUCUGGAGGAGAAGGAAUCUUUCCUUAAUAAAAAGACAAAGCAACUGCAAGACUUGACAGAGGAGAAGGGAACACUGGCCGGGGAGAUCAGAGACAUGAAAGACAUGCUGGAAGUCAAAGAACGCAAGAUAAACGUCCUGCAGAAGAAGAUUGAGAAUCUUCAGGAGCAGCUGAGGGAUAAAGAUAAACAGCUCGGGAAUCUAAAGGACAGAGUGAAGUCUCUCCAGACGGACUCCAGCAACACUGAUACUGCCCUCGCCACGCUAGAGGAAGCCCUGUCUGAGAAGCAAGCAGAGCAGCUGUUCAGUCAAAUGAACAAUCCCAAGGCUCAUGAUAUGGAGGUGCAGCAAAGCUCACGUGGGAACCCUGAGUAUGUGGACCGGGUCAAGCUUCUAGAAAAGGAGGUGUCCUUCUACAAAGAGGAGUCCAGCAAAGCCCAGGCCGAGGUCGAGAGGUUACUGGAGAUUCUGAGAGAGGUGGAGACAGAGAAAAAUGACAAGGAUAAGAAGAUCGCAGAACUGGAAAGGCAAACCAAGGAUCAAAAUAAAAAGGGCCCAGGCAUCAAGCUUGGUCCUCAGAUGGACAAGAAAGGCCCUGGGAAUAUCUUGCAAGACCAACGGAAGGAUAAUCCAAUGGACAACCCAAAGAUGGAGGAGUUGUUGAAUGUUUUGGAGAAGACGAGGCAGGAGUUGGAAGCCACUAAGCAGCGUCUGUCCUCCACCCAACAGUCUCUGACUGAGAGAGACGGCCAUCUGACCAACCUCCGACAGGAGCGCAGAAAACAGCUCGAGGAGAUCUUGGAAAUGAAACAACAGGCUCUGCUCGCUGCUAUCAGUGAGAAGGAUGCUAACAUCGCUUUGCUGGAGCUGUCCUCUUCCAAUAAGAAGAAGACACAAGAGGAAGUGUUGGCCCUGAAAAGAGAGAAGGACAGACUAAUGCAUCAGCUCAAACAACAGACACAGAGCAGGAUGAAACUUAUCGCUGACAGCUACGAGGAUGACCAUUACCACCCUCACGCUCCACCUCCCCACAUGCAACCUCAACCC
Sinocyclocheilus rhinocerous is the source of this 2709-nucleotide messenger RNA. Its product is annotated as ERC protein 2-like. Gene Ontology annotation, molecular function: structural constituent of presynaptic active zone. Gene Ontology annotation, biological process: neuromuscular synaptic transmission; maintenance of presynaptic active zone structure; regulation of synaptic plasticity. The record is from RefSeq and is a predicted model, not a curated record. The annotation marks the transcript as partial. The transcript is spliced from 15 exons. Gene Ontology annotation, cellular component: cytoskeleton of presynaptic active zone. NCBI's taxonomy places the organism in Eukaryota, Metazoa, Chordata, Actinopteri, Cypriniformes, Cyprinidae.